Lymnaea stagnalis (great pond snail) is the source of this 2400-nucleotide messenger RNA. The record is from the annotation of a GenBank genome assembly. NCBI's taxonomy places the organism in Eukaryota, Metazoa, Mollusca, Gastropoda, Lymnaeidae.
GAAAACUUUUAUUUCGAGACACUGAAAGAUCCAAGACUCUGAAAAGAUCCUAGACUCUGAAAGAUCCUAGACUCUGAAAAGAUCCUGAACUCUGAGAGAGCCGAGACACUAAAAGAUCCUAGACUCUGAGAGAGCCGAGACACUAAAACGUCCUAGAUUCUGAGAGAGCCGAGACACUAAAAGAUCCUAGAUUCUGAGAGAGCCGACACACAAAAAGAUCCUAGAUUCUGAGAGAGCCGAGACACUGAAAGAUCCUAUAUUCUGAGAGAGCCGAGGCACUAAAAUAUCCAAGAAUCUGAGAGAGCCGAGACAAUAAAAGAUCCUAAAUUCUGAAAGACUCUGAAAUCAGAGCCGAAAUGGCUCAAAGUAUCCGCAACCUUUAUAAUGGAUACGCCGCUGCUAUUCAGCCGAGGAACAACCCUGGGACUUCUGCUUCUCGCGGGAUUAUCGACCUACACGACCGUGUCCUGGAGAAAUAUGUAGGUCACCUGGUCAUAGAUUGUGACAUGUAACGUUUGGUACUAACGUCUUUGGGGUCAUUUUUAUAUAUCUUCAAAAUGUGUAGACAUCCCCCCACCCGCCCCCACACACCCUUUUUACCGCAAAGUUGCCUUUGAGUUUGAGGGCCAGACGGUAUAUUUGACAAUAGGGCGAGACUGUAUGUUUGACAAUAGGGUCAGACUGUAUGUUUGACAAUAGGGUCAGACUGUAUGUUUGACAACUGGGCUAGUCUAUUUGUUUAACAAUAGGGUAAGACUGUAUGUUUGACAACUGGGCCAGUCGGUAUGUUUGCCAACUGGGCUAGUCUGUAUAUUUUGACCAUUGCGACAGACUAUUUUUGACAACUGGGCUAGUCUGUUUGUUUGACAACUGGGUUAGAAUGUAUGUUUGACAACUGGACCAGUCUGUUUAUUUGAUCAUUGGGAUAGACUGAAUGUUUGAAAACUAUUGACAAGGCCGGGAGCUAAAAAUAAAUUAAGGUCAACAGUUCUAAUUUUCAAUAAAAAUAAAAAAAACAAAAACAUAAUAAUUGAUGGACUGCAUUCAAGUUGUGUGAUUGAAAUAUAAGAACAAAGUGUGUUAACUUUAAUUCAUAAACAGGACAAAAUCUUUUGACCUGUUUAUGAAUUCCAGUUUAAAAUUAUACCUUGUUCUCAUAUUUCAAUAAAAAUCAAAUAGAUUGUAAAUAUACGAUUACUAUGGUAAUGGCUUAACAAUUGCCUAACAUUGUUGAUAAGAGUGGGGAAUGGAUCAACUAUUGCCUACCAUUGUUGAUAAGAGCGGGGAAUGAAUCAACUAUUGCCUAACAUAACCCUAUGUGGCACAUUUCCAUUUCUGAGCAAUAUUUUUGUUCUUCUCUUAGGGGGCGCCAGUGUCAAAUGGUACAUUCCAUCUUAGGGGGGCCCCAGUGUCAAAUGGUACAUUCCAUCUUAGGGGGCGCCAGUGUCAAAUGAUACAUUCCAUCUUAGGGGGCGCCAGUGUCAAAUGAUACAUUCCAUCUUAGGGGGCGCCAGUGUCAAAUGAUACAUUCCAUCUUAGGGGGCGCCAGUGUCAAAUGGUACAUUCCAUCUUAGGGGUUGUAAUGAUACAUGCCAUGUUAAGGGGGCGCCAGUGUCAAAUGGUACAUUCCAUCCUAGGGGGCGCCAGUGUCAAAUGGUACAUUCCAUCUUAGGGGGCGCCAGUGUCAAAUGGUACAUUCCAUCUUAGGGGGCGCCAGUGUCAAAUGAUACAUUCCAUCUUAAGGGGGCGCCAGUGUCAAAUGGUACAUUCCAGAUUGACACAAUGAUCGAGAGAUGAAACAUGAUCCUUUUCGUUUAUUUCCCCCCACAGAAAUACUCUCCAAACAGAUUUGAAGGCAAGUUCCAGGAGUAUGUCCCCACAUACCAUACACGGCUACCACGUGCUCCAGCCCUACGUGUUGUCUCGGCUCACGAAGUGCAGCAAAUUACAGACAGGUUGUACCGAUCUAUUUCAAGAAAGCCGGAACAGACAGCAGACAGACCAACAAAAACACCCAUGGGAGGACCAGCAAAAACACCCAGGGGAGGGCCAACAAAAACACCCAGGGGGGGACCAGCAAGACAAGAAGACUCCAAGACUUUUAAGAGUCAAAAACAUCCAUCUGAAAUCGAAAAAAUUGAUUCAAAGAAAAAGAUCAAGGAGACUAAGACAAGCGCAUCUUGGUUUGUUUCACUUUCACAGACACAGACAUUUCAAUCGGAUGCACACAAUGAUCAGCCUCAGAACCUUCAGUCAGAUUCAUUCAAUAGUCAAAGUCAUUCACACAAUGAUCAGCCUCAGAACCUUCAGUCAGAUUCAUUCAAUAGUCAAAGUCAUUCACACAAUGCUCAGCCUCAGAACCUUCAGUCAGAUUCAUUCAAUAGUCAAAGUCAUUCACAC